Messenger RNA from Trametes versicolor FP-101664 SS1, 2406 nucleotides. Its product is annotated as ATP-dependent metallopeptidase Hfl. The record is from RefSeq and is a predicted model, not a curated record. NCBI's taxonomy places the organism in Eukaryota, Fungi, Basidiomycota, Agaricomycetes, Polyporales, Polyporaceae. Bases 1 to 2406 code for a protein of 801 amino acids. Gene Ontology annotation, molecular function: metalloendopeptidase activity; ATP-dependent peptidase activity; ATP hydrolysis activity. The transcript is spliced from 16 exons. Gene Ontology annotation, cellular component: mitochondrial inner membrane. Gene Ontology annotation, biological process: mitochondrion organization; protein quality control for misfolded or incompletely synthesized proteins.
AUGUCGAUGUCCGCUUUCCUUAGGCUUGGUACAUGUUGUGCCCAAGCACGCCCACUCCGAUCACCAGCACUUCAUCUGCAGCCCUUCCGUUCGCUAUCUACCUUCCCUAGAACUGCUCCAACACUUCGCGCGUGGUCCCUGCCCCAGCGGCCCCCAGCCGUCGUUCACAGCCGAGCACUAUCGCUCGCCUCUCUAUUUCGCAGGCCAGGCCCUCUCCCUUCUCCGGCAGUGGUAGCGACCAUCUCGAAGCUCGAAGCAGAGGCCGACGCACACCCGAAUGAUGUGGAGAAGCAGGUAGCGCUAUUCGAAGCUCUGGUCGGUACCAAAGCAAAACCUGGUUUGGACACGGUAGUGGCGAGAUGGGAGCGCUUGUGUGAAUUCCACCCCUCCCACCCUCUCAUUCGCUCGGACACUGCUUUCAAACUGUACUUGGUUGCUCUCCGCGAACUCGGUCUUGACGCGUCUAUCAACUCUGCUGUCAGGCGGAGAGACGCGCUCCUCGCUGUUUCGUCUAGUCCUGCUGCCGCCACCGUCCUUGAACAAGCUCCGGAAACUGCGUCUGCCUCUCCAGAUUCGUCAGCAACCGCUUCUGCCACUCAGGCCUCGUCUACUACCACCUCGGAAUCUGCGCCCUCGACGUCAUCACCACCUCCCACGUCAAGUCAACAAGCUGCACAAGACGUUCUGUCGGGUGCAACAGUCACAGCACGAUCGGUACACACGGACUUCGACGCGCUUCGAAAUGCUCUUGGUCGCGGCUCUGGGGUCCCUGGGAACCCCAUUGUUGUAUCAGUUACUGAAUCGAAAGGGGAGAUCUUUCUACGACUAAUGCGAUACGCAAUAUUCUCGGCCCUUACGGUAUUCUUCGUCCUCGUGUUCCUGUCGCUGUGGGUCGAGAACUCAGGGAUGCUCAAAGCGGGCCCCCGUCAAGCCGAGUUCGAGCCCAUUCAGGCUAAGACGUACAAAUUCAGUGACGUACACGGCGUAGACGAGGCUAAGGGCGAGCUCCAAGACAUUGUGGAAUUCCUCAAGGACCCUUCGGCGUUCGGCACGCUGGGCGGGAAGUUGCCUAAGGGCGUCCUUCUCACCGGUCCCCCUGGAACAGGAAAGACCAUGCUCGCGCGCGCCGUCGCAGGCGAGGCCGGUGUGCCGUUCUUGUUCGCUUCGGGCUCCGAAUUCGAUGAGAUGUUCGUCGGUGUGGGUGCGAAGCGCGUCCGGGAACUGUUCGCUGCUGCGCGGAAGAAACAACCCGCGAUUAUUUUCAUCGACGAAUUGGACGCCAUUGGUGGCAAGCGCUCCAGCCGUGACCAGCACUACAUGAAGCAGACCCUGAACCAGCUCCUGGUGGAGAUGGACGGUUUCUUGCAGAAUGAAGGCAUCAUUGUGAUUGCGGCGACCAACUUCCCGGAGACUCUCGACCCCGCUCUGGUCCGUCCUGGCCGAUUCGACAAGCAUGUCGCCGUCCCGCUUCCCGACGUGCGCGGCCGUGUCCAGAUCCUCCAGCACCACAUGACAAACGUAACCACUGCGCCUGAGGUCGAUACGAUGGUCCUCGCCAGGGGCACCGUCGGUUUCUCCGGUGCCGACCUGCAGAAUCUGGUCAACCAAGCCGCCGUCAAGGCCGCGCGGGACGGCGCGAAGGCGGUCGACUUCAAGCACUUCGAGUGGGCCAAGGACCGCAUCAUCAUGGGAGCCGAGCGGAAGACGUCGUUCAUCAGCGAGGAAAUAAAGAAGAUGACGGCCUACCACGAGGGCGGACACGCGCUCGUCGCGCUGUAUACGGAAGGCGCGAUGCCGCUGCACAAGGUUACCUGCGUGCCCCGCGGCCACGCCCUUGGCAUCACCAGCCAGUUGCCCAAGGACGACCGGUACUCGGUCUCGCUCAAGGAGUACCUCGCCGAAAUCGACGUCUGCAUGGGCGGCCGUGUGGCCGAGGAGCUGGUCUAUGGGCCCGAGAACGUGACGAGCGGUGCUUCUUCCGACCUGCAGCACGCUACGAGGACCGCGCGAGCGAUGGUGAAGAACUGGGGGUACUCUCACAAGAUUGGGCCCGUCUACCUGAGCGAUAGGGAGGACACGAUCAGUCCGAAGAAGAAGGACGAAAUAGAAGACGAAGUGCGCAGUCUCCUGAUAGCGGGCGAGUCACGGGUGACCGCACUCCUGAAGUCUAAAGCGGACGAGCUGCACCGGGUCCGUGCUUCCCUCUCCCGCAUCUACGCUUCUCCGCAUCUCGCGGACGCGCUCGUCGAACACGAGACCCUCGACGCCGAGGAGGUGCAGAAGGUCAUCAAGGGCGAGCGCAUCCGCGCGAUCGACGAGGUCAUCAAGGAGGACCUCUCGCGCCUGCAGCACGAAGGCGUCGCGUCACCGCCGCCGCGCCCGCCCGUGCUCGUCUCCGAUCCAUAG